UAUUAUCUUUUCUAAAAUUCUAUGCUUUCCAACGAUAUAUCAAAUGUUAGUUUAGGACCCAACUCUAAAUUGGAACAAACGAUACCAUCGAUGAUUUCAGCGCUGAGUUUAGGAGAUGUUACAAUGUUUUCGUUUGUUUUCGCUACCGAUGACGUAACAAUAACCAAGCAAUAUAAAAAAAGAGCUCAAUGAGAGAACUCCUUUCUUAAAUCAAUGGAAUUAAUCAAGAUUAAUAGUAAGAAGUGUUGCUUUAAUAGAGAAAUGGAAUAAUAGCCUCAGAAACAUAAAGUAAUUUAAAAGUAUUACAUGUCAAUGAUUAAAUAUUAUACAUAAAUAUUAUUAUAUAAUCAAAACCAAAACAAGCUAUAUAGAGAAAGCCUUUUCCUAACCUCGAAACCUUGAAACGUCCCAAAGAGGUGGACAUUCAGUGAAGGGUACGCCAGGAUUUGUAUAUAUAUUCAGAGAGGCCCAGAUUGGGCACAUUCAAACUUCAACAUGUACAAGCUCCUGAUCCUCUCCGCUCUCGUAGCCGUGGCUUUCGCCGCCUCCUACGAAAAACACGAGUCCCACGAACACGCUUACUCGACCCAGAACCAAGUCAACUACGUCAAGCAUUCUGUUCCAGUCGAGAUCAAAGUCAAGUCAGCUCCAGUAGUCCACCACGUUCCAAUCGUCUCCCACGUUCCAGUAGUACAUCAUGUUCCAGUGGUACAUCAUGUAGAAGCUCCAGUUUACCAUCACUAAAUUCCCAUUCCUACCUUAAAACUCCAUCCAUCAUCUUGAAAUAUCAUCCAUCAAAAUUUAUUUAUGUAUUUAUUAUCUUUGGCAUGUCAAUAAAUAAAUUGUUAAUUUCUUAA
Nezara viridula (southern green stink bug) is the source of this 857-nucleotide messenger RNA. NCBI's taxonomy places the organism in Eukaryota, Metazoa, Arthropoda, Insecta, Hemiptera, Pentatomidae. The record is from the annotation of a GenBank genome assembly.